Neltuma alba is the source of this 2825-nucleotide messenger RNA. RefSeq names its product heat shock 70 kDa protein 16-like. Gene Ontology annotation, cellular component: cytosol; nucleus. Gene Ontology annotation, molecular function: ATP-dependent protein folding chaperone; ATP binding. NCBI's taxonomy places the organism in Eukaryota, Viridiplantae, Streptophyta, Magnoliopsida, Fabales, Fabaceae. Gene Ontology annotation, biological process: protein folding. The record is from RefSeq and is a predicted model, not a curated record.
UUGAAGGACGGUAUCUGUGUUGGUCUGGUCUUGGGCGUGCGAAGCGAAGAAUUUUCAUUUUCCCAUCAUCGCCUGCAUAAUGUGAAGAGCGAAUUCUCGUAGUAACUGUGAAGUGCGAAUUCUAAGUAUUUCUGGAUUCGAAUAUUCGUCAUUCUCAUCCAAGCAAACCUAACUGAAGCAGGAAGUGAAGGUUACAUUUCUGGGUCAACUUCUGCGGAAUUUGGCGGAUUGUUAGCGAAGUAGAGUAAGGGAAGUGGGUUGAAGUUGUCGUUUGUUAUUCAUAUACGACAGACGAUUGGUGACAAUGAGUGUGGUGGGGUUUGACAUUGGAAAUGAGAACUGUGUCAUUGCUGUAGUGAAGCAACGUGGGAUUGAUGUUUUACUGAAUGAUGAAUCCAAACGCGAAACCCCUUCAGUGGUCUGCUUUGGGGAGAAGCAAAGAUUUAUGGGGUCAGCUGGUGCUGCAUCUGCUAUGAUGAACAUCAAGUCUACAAUAUCUCAAGUGAAGAGGCUGAUAGGGAGAAAAUAUGCAGACCCUGAUGUGCAAAAUGAGCUGAAAAUGCUCCCGGUUGAAACUUCUGAAGGCCAAGAUGGUGGCAUUUUGGUUCACUUGAAAUAUCUCAAGGAGACUCAUACAUUUACACCAGUUCAAAUUUUAGCAAUGCUCCUUGCUCAUUUGAAAACUCUAACUGAAAAGGAUUUGGAAAUGCCAAUUUCAGACUGUGUUAUUGGGAUCCCAUCAUACUUUUCAGACUUGCAGAGACGGGCAUAUCUUGACGCAGCAAGGGUUGCUGGUUUGAAGCCUGUGAGAUUGAUUCAUGAUUGUACUGCAACUGCUCUUGGUUAUGGAAUUUACAAAACAGAUUUUCCUGGAACAGGUCCAACCUAUGUGGCAUUUGUGGACAUUGGUCACUGUGAUACUCAGGUCUCCAUUGCAGCAUUUGAGUCUGGGAAAAUGAAGAUACUUUCCCACGCUUUUGAUAGGGAUUUAGGGGGAAGAGAUUUUGAUGAGGUUCUCUUUAGUCAUUUUGCAGCACAGUUUAAGGAACAGUACAGCAUUGACGUGUACUCUAAUGUCAAGGCAUGUAUCAGGUUGCGCACUGCAUGUGAGAAGUUGAAGAAAGUUUUGAGUGCAAAUAAUGAGGCAGCUUUAAACAUUGAGUGCUUGAUGGAUGAGAAAGAUGUCAAGGGCUUCAUCAAGAGGGAGGAGUUCGAGAAGUUGGCAUCAGGGUUAUUGGAGAAGAUUUGUGUUCCAUGCCAUAAAGCAUUAAUUGAUGCAAGACUAACUGCAGAUAAGAUCGAUUCUGUAGAGCUAGUUGGCUCAGGUUCUAGGGUUCCUGCCAUAGCUAGAUUAUUAACUUCUAAGUUCAGGAGAGAACCCAGCCGAAAAUUGAAUGCAAGUGAAUGUGUGGCUCGUGGCUGUGCUCUUCAGUGUGCAAUGCUAAGUCCUGUUUUCCGUGUUAGAGAAUAUGAGGUCCUGGAUUUAAAUCCAUUCUCCAUUGGACUUUCGUCAGAUGAUGGUCCAAUUAGUGCAGUAUCAAAUGGCAUACUUUUCCCAAAGGGGCAAUCCAUUCCAAGUGUUAAAGUUCUAACAUUUCACCGAAGUAGUUUGUUCCAUUUGGAAGCGUUCUAUGCUAAUCCAAAUGAACUGCCACCGGGGACAUCUCCUAAAAUCAGUUGCUUCACGAUUGGUCCUUUCCAUGGGUCCCAUGGCAGUAAGACAAGGAUUAAAGUUAGAGUUCAACUAAAUCUGCAUGGCAUUGUCACUGUCGAAUCAGCUACAAUGCUUGAAGAUCAGGUAGAUGAUAUAAAGGGUAAUGACCAUUCAAAUAAUGAAUCAAUGGAUGUUGACCCUAUCACUAAUGAGACAGUAGCAAAUGGUGAGGACACUAACAAUAGAAAGGAUGAAUCUUCUCAUAAAUCUGCUGAUUCUGUGAGGAAAGAUAAAACUACCAAAAGACAUGUGCCAGUGAGUGAGAACAUCUAUGGUGGAAUGACCAAGGCUGAGAUCUUGGAAGCUCAUGACAAAGAGCUCCUGUUGACUCAACAGGACAGAGCUGUGGAGCGAACCAAAGAAAAGAAGAAUAGCUUGGAGUCCUAUAUUUACGAGAUGAGGAGUAAGCUCUUUGACACCUACCGGAGCUUUGCGAGUGACCAAGAGAGGGAAGGCAUAUCUAGAAGUCUGCAAGAGACUGAAGAGUGGCUUUAUGAGGAUGGUGAUGAUGAAACUGAGGUGGCUUUCGAAAGACUAGAAGAUGUAAAGAAGCUUGUGGAUCCAAUUGAGAAUCGGUAUAAAGAUGAAGAAGCAAGAGCACAAGCUACAAGAGAUCUGUUGAAGUGCAUUGUGGAUCACCGCAAGUCUGCAGAUUCCCUCCUUCCCCAGGAUAAAGAAUUGAUCAUAAACGAGUGCGAUAAAGCAGAGCAGUGGCUGAGAGAGAAAUUACAGCAACAAGAUUCCUUGCCUAAGGACAAUGACCCAAUUAUAUGGUCAAGUGAUAUUAAAAGCAAGGCGGAGGAUUUGAAACUGUUGUGCCAACAGGUGCUGGGAUCCAAGGGUUCGUCAACAGUUCCAGAGGACAAAGGCAAAGACAAGCCAGAUACUUCCAGUCACCUUUGAUGAAUCUCUUGAUAUUGAUAGGCAAAGACACAAAUUUUCAUUAUACUCCUGACUAAAUUUUCUUUCUUUCUUUUCUGGUUCUUUGUCUUUUUGUUCUGGAAAGUGAAUAGGUUCAAGUAGGUGGAGUGAUUAGGUUAUAUGGAUCAAAUAUUUGUGUGUUCUAAAGGUUGCAACUCAUUUUUGUGUUCUCUCAUUUCUGUUGUUGGCA